This is a messenger RNA of Triticum urartu, 2312 nucleotides long. NCBI's taxonomy places the organism in Eukaryota, Viridiplantae, Streptophyta, Magnoliopsida, Poales, Poaceae. The record is from RefSeq and is a predicted model, not a curated record.
AUUCUUAUGAUUGCAUGUCAGUCACGGGUGCCCCUACCCACCCACGCACCCAGUUCAUAAUAUAUAUUAUUACAUCGAUGUUCUUCGUUCAAACAGCGAAGCUCGAUUUGCGUGGUGCUCUGCCGCCCGCCGGAGAGGAUGGCGAUGACCGUGCAAGACGGAGAACUUGCCAAGUGUCUGUCUGACUAACUUACUGGAUUGUAUGCUCCUGCUGGCUGGAUGAUGUCUUCUGUGAACUCACUCUUGCUUGAUGUCUGUCUUCACAGUUUUCCAGAUCUUCUGCUGUUGCAGCUGGCUUGCUGGCCUUGCGUGUAUGUUCUCCACCAGCGUUCUCUUCCAAAUCCUGGUACGACCCUGCAGCAAUGGAGGGGUCUUCUUCUGCUCACAGUCGUCAACAAAAAUCCCCUCCAUUGUCAGCAAGAGGUACAGGACUGCCUACCACUUCCAGCCUCCCAAGAACUGGAUGAAUGAUCCAAGUGGACCAAUGUACUACAAUGACAUCUAUCAUGAGUUCUACCAGUAUAACCCCGAUGGCUCCAACAGUCCCAGUCUCUCCUAUAACAUAGUUUGGGGCCAUUCAGUUUCAACAGACCUCGUCAACUGGAUCGGUCUUGAACCCGUACUAGUACCGGAUACCCCAAGUGACAUAUGCGGUUGCUGGACCGGCUCAGCCACAAUUCUACCUGGUAAUCAACCAGCGAUCACAUACACUGGUCUCAUCAACAUGGAGAAGCAUCAGGUCCAAAACAUUGCGCUUCCCAAAAACCGGUCUGAUCCGUACCUCAGGGAAUGGACCAAAGCAGGCAAUAACCCAGUGAUCCAACCGGUCAUACCAGGCUUGAACUCGAGCCAGUUCAGGGAUCCGACAACUGGUUGGAUCGGACCAGAUGGACUAUGGAGAAUAGCAGUUGGUGCUGAUCUGAACGGCUCCAGUACUGCACUUUUGUACAAGAGUGAAGACUUCUUGAAUUGGAAUAGUGUUGAACACCCGCUGUAUUCAUCCAAUUCCUUCGACAUGUGGGAGUGCCUGGAUUUCUUCGCGGUAUUGUCGGGAAGUAACGGUGGACUGGACAUGUCUUCAGCAAUCCCUAAUGGCGCCAAGCAUGUCCUCAAAAUGGGCAUGGAUUACAGCGACAAGUACAUGAUUGGGGUUUAUGAUCUCAAACGUGAUGUCUUCGUGCCAGAUACUGUCAUAGACGACUAUCGGCUGUGGCUGAGGAUCGAUUAUGGAAAUUUCUAUGCUUCAAAAUCGUUCUUUGACUCAAAACAGGGUAGGAGGAUCAUAUGGGCUUGGAGCAACGAGACAGAUGCUUCUUCAGAUGAUGUUGCAAAAGGCUGGGCAGGAAUCCAUUCAAUCCCCAGGACAAUUUGGUUAGACAGCGAUGGCAAGCGGUUGUUGCAAUGGCCAGUUGAAGAGAUUGAGUCCCUUCGAAGAAAUGAAAUCAACCAUCAGGGACUAGAGCUGAAGAAGGGAGAUCUAUUUGAGAUUAAGGGAAUUGACACUUUGCAGGCUGACGUCGAGAUAGAUUUUGAGCUGACAUCCAUCGAUGACGCCGAACCUUUUGAUCCUUCCUGGCUUUUAGACGCUCCGAAGCAGUGCCGGGAAGCUGAUGCAUCGGUUCAUGGUGGCAUAGGGCCAUUUGGACUUGUUAUCCUGGCCUCCGACAACAUGGAGGAGCAGACUGUUGUGCAUUUCAGAGUUUACAAAUCACAGGAAAAGUACAUGAUCCUCAUGUGCACUGACCUAAGAAGGUCUUCCCUGAGACCAGGACUGUACACACCAGCCUAUGGAGGCUUCUUUGAAUUUGACCUUGAAAAAGAAAGGAAGAUCUCUCUCAGAACUCUGAUUGAUCGGUCGGCGGUGGAGAGCUUCGGAGGUGGUGGCAGGGUCUGCAUAAUGGCUAGAGUUUAUCCGGUGGCGCUUGUCAAUGAUGAUGGCGGCCCUCACAUGUUUGCCUUUAACAAUGGAAGUGCCACGGUCAGAGUGCCUCAGCUCAGGGCAUGGAGCAUGAGGAGAGCGCAAGUGAGCGUUUAACACGAAAGAGCAAUUCUAUGUGACAUGUGAUUGGAGUUAAAUCUAGUCAUUUGUUGAUUUCAAUAUUUAGCAUGGGUUUUUGAAGCAGAGGCGUGAAGUAGACGCCGGCGAGCUACGAUUUAAAUUUGCAGAGAUUUGGAAUAAAUAGUGUGAGCUUGUGCAUGCGAGAAUUCAUGACGGAAAAUGCGUUUGCGCUUGCGAGAUUGUGAGAUAUGGUGCCGCUCAUUGUGUUUCCUGAAUGAUAUGGAUUAAGGACAUCUCUUGCUUCAGUUCUGCA